AUGGCACCUGCACAAACACACCUGGCGGCUACACCUGUACCUGUCAACCAGGGUUUAGUAACCAUGGCAACAGCAACAAUGCACCUUGUGCAGGGCGCUGAUGUGGAUUGUAAACUGGACUUUCUGAAUGCAUCAGCAUCCACUACUCUGCCAGAGAAGACAGUGUGCAGUGUCCUGGAUGUUUUGCUGGACUCUCCUCCAGACAUUCUGGCCUCCAAGGGAGAUGCUGUGCUUCAGUCCACUGAGGACCUGGUGUCCACCUUGGUCAAGCCCACAGCCACUCAGUCCAGCACAAACUUCACCACUAACACCACAGAGGUGAAGAUCCUGAGUGUUGGACCAAAUACCUCUCUGACUGCAGUGCCUAAACUGGUGACUGCAGAUGUCAGUGUUGACAUUGAUCUCCUGGGCAUCGCUGACAACAACAAUGGUUCAGCAUCCGUGGUCAUCAUAGUGUACAACAACAUGCAUGAGGCUCUCAAUGCCGCCUUCUUCAAGACCCCAGACAACAAAAUGACAGACAUGAUCUCCAAGGUUGUGUCCGUCAUCUUGCCAAACACACUCGACAAGACGAUACCGACUCCGAUCAACAUCAGCAUACCACAUCUUGAGUCUGUCCAGAAUGCAGAUGCUGAGGACGAGGUGUUUUGUGUGCACUGGGAGGCCAAUGCCUGGAUUCAAGAUGGCUGCCAUGUCAGUAUUACCAAGUCCGCUCACACCGUCUGCUCCUGCCAAUACCCUUCAACAUUUGCCCUGAUAAUGACCAUGGAUCCAGCAAAGAAGAGUGACCCUGUGAUGAACAUUCUUAACAACAUCUUGGUGCUGAUUGGCCUGCUGUUCCUGAACUUGGCGGUGAUGACCUUUUCCCUCUGUCGAUGGAACCCCAGGGUGUCCAACGUGGCCCGCCUGAACCUGUGUGUGUGUCUGCUGCUGGCCCACACUCUCUUCCUGCUCAUACAGAGCUUCCUCCAACGAAUCAGGGCACACCAGGCUUUGUGUAAGACCCUGGCUGGAGUUCUGCACUACCUCUUCCUCUCUUCAUUCGUCUGGAUGUCCAUAGAGGCUGUGAUGCUCUUUCUGUCUGUACGGAAGCUCAGGCAGGUCAAACCUAUCGAGAGUGCGUGGCUACAGGGGAAGGUCUCCCUCCUGAUUGGCUACGGGAUCCCGCUAAUCAUCGUGGGUGUGUCUGCUGGAGUGAACCCUGAGGGACACGGCAGUGACAAGUGA
Messenger RNA from Engraulis encrasicolus (European anchovy), 1227 nucleotides. Its product is annotated as adhesion G protein-coupled receptor E3-like. Gene Ontology annotation, cellular component: plasma membrane. The record is from RefSeq and is a predicted model, not a curated record. NCBI's taxonomy places the organism in Eukaryota, Metazoa, Chordata, Actinopteri, Clupeiformes, Engraulidae. Gene Ontology annotation, biological process: adenylate cyclase-activating G protein-coupled receptor signaling pathway; cell surface receptor signaling pathway. Gene Ontology annotation, molecular function: G protein-coupled receptor activity. The transcript is spliced from 8 exons. Bases 1 to 1227 code for a protein of 408 amino acids.